AAAACACUUUAACCAAGAAACGCUUUCAGCUGAACAAAAUCAAUCAUUAUUUAUCAUUUCAUUAUUUCGACAAACCUUGAAAAGGCAUAUUAUACAAUCUCCUCGAAGCUCUCAUACUUAGCUGCUGUCGCCGUCCGCCUUCGGGUCGAUCCCUGUAUGCAAUGGGUGGUGGAGCUGCAAUUCAGCAAGUCUUUACCCACACACAGCGAGUUAGAUUACUCUACAAGACCAUUCUGAAGUUACAUCGCGGUUUUCCUGUAGAACUGAAAGCUCUUGGUGACCAGUACACUCGUGAUGAAUUUCGACGACACAAAAAUGCAACACCAGAACAAACACAAGCUUUCAUGGUAGAGUGGACCAACUAUGCAAUCACUAUAGCUAAGCAGCUAGGUGUAAGAGGAGCUCACAUGUCUAAAACCUUUGGUCAAAAUUUUAAAGAAUCUGACCUGGAAAAUUUUAAUGGUGAACAGAUUUAUCAGCUAUAUGAAUUGUACAAAGCAUCAACUGAAACAGAUAGUGGAAAUCAAAAAGAAUCUUGAGUUUUUUUUAAAGAGCAAAUAAGUGUUGUCAGUAACUUGGUUAAGAUUUAUAGCAGACUGUGUAAUUCAGUGAUACAUGAUAUUAUUAUAUUUUCAAAUGUAUAUGUACCGUGUACAGAAUGUGUAUAUAUAGUAUAAAGAAAUAAAUAUUAUUACCAUGGCAGA
Messenger RNA from Penaeus monodon (black tiger shrimp), 704 nucleotides. Its product is annotated as succinate dehydrogenase assembly factor 3, mitochondrial-like. NCBI's taxonomy places the organism in Eukaryota, Metazoa, Arthropoda, Malacostraca, Decapoda, Penaeidae. Gene Ontology annotation, cellular component: mitochondrial intermembrane space; mitochondrion. The coding region runs from base 162 to 539 and encodes 125 amino acids. Gene Ontology annotation, biological process: succinate metabolic process; mitochondrial respiratory chain complex II assembly. The transcript has 3 exons. The record is from RefSeq and is a predicted model, not a curated record.